CCGAACUACCGGUACCGUAUCAGGUUGAGAUAAAAAUAGCUUUCAUUGAAUAUGAUGAUUUUUAAAGGAUAAUGAAAGCUGCAGCGGGACAGCAGGAAGAGUAUUUGAGAGCCGCAUGCGGGGUUGCACAUCACAGAUCGAGAUAGCCUAAUCUAUUUUGAACUCGUCGUACAAGUUAUUGUCAUUUUACACUCAGACAUCUGAACAUUACCUUGAAAAGCUAUGGCUGUAUGGUAACACAUUUUGAUAUGUCAAAAUCUACAGAUCUAAGGAAAUGACAGUUGAAGUUGAGACAAUUGAAAGUUUGUCAUAAUGUCAGUUUCCUUUGGAUUCAAGAAGAAAAUAGAAUCCAAGGUUGUGAAUGUUGAAAAGCCUAAAAAUGAAGAGCCGGAUUAUCUUGAAACCGUAGAAGGAAAAGUAAUAAAAUCAACUAAACUUCAGAAAGAACCACCAAGGGAUUUGGUUAUACCCCUAAUUAAACAAAAUGUUUAUAAAAUACCAACAUCUGUGAAUAAACAAAAGACAUCAGCAGAAAAUGUUAUCAGUAGUAUUGAUGCGGAAGCAGCUAAAGAAAUUCUUGCAGAAUCUAAAACAUUUUUAGAAGAUACUGAUCAAAACGGAGAAGAUUUUGAAAAUCUUGCAGUGCCACUUCUUAUGAAAAAUAAGGUGCCCGAGGGAUAUGAAACUGAUAAUAAACUAGAUGUAUCAUUGCGACCUGAUGAAGCAUCAGAGGCCCAAUAUGAUCAAAUCCCUGUGGCUGCAUUUGGCAUGGCAGUACUGCGUGGGAUGGGUUGGAAACCUGAAGUGGGAAUUGGCCGAACUUUCAAACAAAACACAGAAAUGUUGCACCAGCAAGUUAGGCCUAAAGGUUUAGGUCUUGGUGCUGAUGUGGCUACCCCAAUAAAAGCUGAUACAACUAAGACUACAAAUCGAGAUGAAACUCAUAUAGAGGAAAAUCAAUUAGCACUUGAAAAAGGUGCUAACGUAUUCAUUCACAGGGGCGCAUUGAGAAACAAAUAUGGUGUCAUUUUGGGUCUAGACAUUGAGACUGCAAGAUGUAUUGUCAAAAUGGCAAUAGGGGGUAAAUCUGAACAAAUUGGACAACAUUGUCUUAGAGUUGUUACAAAAAAGGAAUAUGAUAAAAAUGCGAAGGAUUUGAGUAGACUUAGCAAAGCAUAUACUGGGGAUAACAUGCUUAUAAUAGGUAAUGGAAAAAAUACAGAGGAAAAUGAUAAAAGACGAGAAUCACCAGGUUCUGAGAGAGCUAUGUCACACCAAAAAGAUACAGAUAUGAAGCAUAAAGAAAAAAGGAAAAGAAGACACAAAGAUUAUUCACCACCGAAACAUAAAAAAUCAAAGAAACAUAAGUCAAAUAGAGAGAUUUCUCCAAAACAAGACUCAAAUUCUACUCUCUCGCAUUGGGUACAACCUCAAAUGAGAGUCAGAAUUGUUGAUAAAUCGUACAAAAAAGGCAGAUACUAUCUUGAAAAAGUAAUUAUUGAAGAUGUUUUAGGUGGUGGACUUUGUUGCUGCAAAACGACAGAUGGUAGAUUGUUGGAUGAUAUUGAAGAAUCAAUGUUAGAAACAGUUAUUCCAAAAUCAGCUUCCGAUUCUUAUAUAAUUAUAGUGAAAUCAAAAUUCAAAUCGAAACAUUCAGGGAAACUUGCUAAAAUUUUAGAAAAAGAUAAAGCAAAUUGUGAAGCUCUGGUUCAGUUAAUUGAAGAUAGAGAUGUUGUGGUUCGGGUUGCUUUUGAAGAAAUGUGCGAGUAUACUGGCGAUGUUGAAGCCAGUAUGAUGUUUUAAUUUUGCCAAAAAUAAAAAGCAUUAAUUGUAUUUUGCCGUUAGGUUGAUGGUAAAAUGUUACAGCGUUUUUAAUAUAUUUUGGAUGCCUUUAUUGGAAUUCGAAAACCUUUUCAUUUAGAUAUGUGUUGCAUAAAUUUAAAACCUGAUGCCUUUGAAUAAAAAACAAUCUUAUAUCAACAAGUUUAUCAUAAUAUGAUUUUGAUAUAAACUACUACUCUGCUAACUGAUUUGAUUUCUAAAUUUAUGCUUCGAUAAUUAUCAAUUAAUCUCCUAAAACAUGGUAAAAUAAAUUGACUAAAUACUGUUCAUACACAGAAAUUUUAUAUCAGUCAUCCAAGUAUUGCCAAUGUUGAACGAACGAUUUUCGAUUUAUAAUUUGACAAAAAAUAGACAAUAUAUGUAUACAUGAAUAAUGUAUGAUUUGUUAAAUUACCAUUAAUAUGGUUCAUGUUAUGAUGUGGAUAAUUUGCAAUUUCAACUUAUUAGGAUCAUAAACAUCAAGCUUUAAUUAACCAUUUUAUCUAACAAUUCUUUUUACAUACAAUCAUCUUACAAUAGAUGUUAAGUUAUAUUCUUCUGUACUAGGUAAUCAAUCUGCAGUUUGCAAGACGAGUAUUCUGCAAGUGAUAAUAUCUCUUUAUUGUUGCUUCUAACAAUUGCAGAUGAUGAAUUGUAUUAAAAUGGAAUUUCUAUCGCACUUUUAUAUUUAUGUUUUGUAAAGA
Messenger RNA from Styela clava, 2525 nucleotides. The record is from RefSeq and is a predicted model, not a curated record. Lineage: Eukaryota; Metazoa; Chordata; Ascidiacea; Stolidobranchia; Styelidae.